AUGAAAUCAGAUUCUUUAGCAGUAAGUGUUUAUAUUACUAUUAGAUGAGAAUUACCAAAUAAAGAACCCAAUUGGUAGAGGGGCUGGUAGUUUUGUGUGUAAGAUUGUAAACCGAUUAAGUAAAGUAGAAAUGGCUGCUAAGAUUAUUUAGAAAACAUCAUCAAACUCACACAAAAUAUAGAAUGAAGUUAUGAUUCAUUCUGAAUUGCAUCAUAAAAAUAUUGUUAAUUUAAUUGAUGUUUUUGAAGAUGCUGAUAACAGUUAUCUUAUAAUGGAAUUAUGUGAUUAAGACAUUUAUUAAUUAAUUAAGAAAGGAUAAUUUAAUGAAUAAUAAAUACGUUUUUAUGGUAAAUAAUUAACAGAAGGUUUAUAAUAUUUACAUUCUCAUAAUAUAAUUCAUAGAGAUAUUAAAUUAGGAAAUCUAUUAAUCUAGAAUGAUAUUCUAAAAAUUGCUGAUUUUGGAUUGGCUGUAAAAUUAACAGAUGAUGAAGAAGAAAGAAAUACACUUUGUGGUACUCCAAAUUAUAUAAGUCCAGAAAUCAUUAAUUAAUAACCUUAUGGAAAGAAAGUUGAUUUAUGGAGUAUGGGUUGUUGUUUAUUUGCUAUGGCAACAGGACGUGGUCCAUUUGAAGAGAAAAAUGCUGCUUUAGGUGAUGUUUUAAGAAAAGUAAAAUAAGGUGAUUUUGAUCUACCUGCUAAUUCUACUGAAACAUUUAAGGAUUUAAUAAUGAAUUUAUUAAAUCUUGAUGUUGAUUAAAGAUAUUCUAUUGAUAAAAUAAUAAAACAUCCAUUUUUUAUAGAUCCUAUUCCUCCAAGAAUUUAAAGUAGAAAUUAAUCCAGUUCUUAAAUUAAGUAACUUUUAGAUUUGAGUCCAUUUGUGAAAUAAUAACAUCGUUCUACUUGUUCUAUGAUUGGAUUAGAUAAAUAAUAAGUAGUAACUUAGUUUUUAUAGAAAUAACAGUUGUUAGAAGGAAAAAAGUUACUAUUUGGUUAAACAACAAAUGGAAAGAUUUCACUUAAAUAAAAUUAUCAUCUUGAUAAUGUUCCUAAAUUCUUUUUACCAUAAGAUAAAUAUUCUAAUAAUAAUACUAGUUGUAAUCAUCAUAAUAAAGAAAAUAUUAAUCAAUAGAAUUUUAAUAAAGAAAAUAUUAGAGAGAAUAGUGUUAAAAUUAAUAAAUAGAAUUCUUCAACAUUAUGCAUAUUUAAUGAAUCACCAAUAAAAUUAGGUGAUUUAAAAUCUUGUAAAUUAUAAACAAAAAAUGGUUUAUUAUAAAUUCAUGAAGAUGGAAGAUUUGAAAUGGAUGUAAGUAAUAAAGAUUUAAAUUUUAUUAUUUAAACUAAUGGAUAAGAAGUAAUUUAUUUUAUAUUAAUUUUAUUAGAUAAUUGUUUAAAAGAAGGGUUAAAAGGCAAAAUAAUAUAAAUUAAAUGAAUUACCCUAAAAAUUAUAGAAAUUCUAUACUUAUUCAAAAUAAGUGUGUAAUGCAAUCAGAGAAAAAAAUUAGAAAUAGAAACUUAAUAAUGAACAUGGCAAUUUUGCAUUAAAAAAUACAAAAUUAGGUUAAUGUUAUGAAGGAUAUAUUGCAUAAUCAAAAAUAAAAGUAAAUUUUUCUUUAAAACUUUAGAUAUAACAUAUUUUAAAUUCAGACACAAUAAAAUUAUAAUUUCAUAAUGGAAAUACUAAAAUUGUAAAUAUUAAUGAAUUUUAAUAACUUUCAACUUAAUCAAGAAUGGAUCCUAAUGAAGUUUAUUCAAUUAAAAUUGCACUCAAAUAUUUAACUUAAUGUUUGUAAUGA
Paramecium pentaurelia is the source of this 1793-nucleotide messenger RNA. The record is from the annotation of a GenBank genome assembly. NCBI's taxonomy places the organism in Eukaryota, Ciliophora, Oligohymenophorea, Peniculida, Parameciidae.